AUGUUCUCCCUCUCUCACUGUGCACGCGGUAUGUCCCGCGUUCGCCUUGCUGGAGUGAACGGUAAUAAUAAGAAGUUUGUGGUCCCUGUGGGGGCUGAGGACACUGAGGGUACUGCUGCUGCUAUUAAAAAAGCUGUUGAACUCGCGCAGGAAGGUGAGCGUUUUUAA
Molecule: messenger RNA, 168 nt
Organism: Perkinsus marinus ATCC 50983
Lineage: Eukaryota; Perkinsozoa; Perkinsida; Perkinsidae
Exons: 1
Coding region: 1-168 (55 amino acids)
Source: RefSeq, a predicted model, not a curated record